UCAAAUGCUGUGAAAUUAGCUUUUGGAGUUAAACCUACUCAGUUAACCUUGGCGUUCUCAAAAAAAUUUGUGACACUUUGAUUACAAUUUCUUCAACACUUUAUUUAUUAAAUUGUUUGAUUGUAAUAAUUUUAAUUAUUUUUCCUCAUUAGUUUGUGAUCUUGUGAAUUCAGCCCUCUUCAAAUUAUGUCUGGAAUAGUGCAGAGCAUCAUUCAUCAUUGUAAAAAGACUCCAGCAGUUAUCCCAAUUGUUAUAUUCAGCGGUGGAGCUGCUCUCAUGGCCGGUUCCUAUCUUAUGAGGUUGGCUUUACAAACACCUGACGGAGUCGGUAUUAUCAAUAGACAAAGGGAACCUCACAAUCGGUAUCAGAAUAAAAACUAUAAGUUUUUCACCUAUUUCGAUGCUGAAAACUAUGAGCACCCUCGACCACGAUACGAUUAAUUGGAAUAAAAUGGUGCAGCAAAAAUUACUAGCAUAUAAAAAAAUCUUAUUAGUUAAAACAAUAUGUUGUGUACAUUAUUCUAUUAUGUAGAGCUGAUUUCAAUUUAAUGAAUAAGAAAUUGAGUGAAUAAGAAAACCAAUCGUAUAUUCAAUAAAUUAUUCAAAAUGAGGA
Messenger RNA from Tetranychus urticae (two-spotted spider mite), 613 nucleotides. It is a transcript of the gene ND-MLRQ, whose product is annotated as NADH dehydrogenase (ubiquinone) MLRQ subunit. The record is from RefSeq and is a predicted model, not a curated record. NCBI's taxonomy places the organism in Eukaryota, Metazoa, Arthropoda, Arachnida, Trombidiformes, Tetranychidae.